AUGGUCCGCUUUGGAGCCGACCAAAUCCUCAGUGGAAAGGGAGGUACCUACACUGAUGAGGACAUUGACGCGUUGAUUUCGCGAGGAGAGGAGCGCACGGAAGCCAUGCAAGCCAAGUUGCAAACCGAUGCAAAGCACAACUUGGCCAACUUUAGCUUGAUUGCUGACGAUGAUAACGGAACGGACACGUUUGCCUUUGACGGAAAGAACUACCGUGGUGCGGACAAGGGCAAGGGGAACUUUAUCAAUCAGCCGCAACGACAGAGAAAGCGCAACUACGAUGUGAACGAGUACUUUCGUGAGACGAUGAAUACAGGGACGACCAGUGGCCUCAAGGCACAUGCUGCUGAUGCUGCCGCCAAGAAACGGAAGAAGGGAAGUAGUUUCCAAGACUUCCAGCUCUUUGACUCCGCCCGCAUCGAGAAAUUCAACGAAUUGGAGCGUGAGCUUGCCACAAAGAAGGAAGCACAAGUGGCAGCCAUCAAACAGAUGCGAGAAACAAUUAAGCAUGCUCCCAUGAUGGCCUUGGGCGCUGCACCUGGACAGAGCAAAGAGGAACUCACCAAGCUGGCUGGUGAGAUGGAACAAAAACUAUCAGAAUUCAAACUCCCAGAAGAGGCGGAAGCAGAACGGAAGAAACUCAUGAAUGAUGGCUUCCCGGACUGGAGUCGAAAGGACUUCAAGGUAUGUCUCAUUUGCGGCUUGCCAAAGUGAAGGGGGAGGAGCGCAGGGAAGCCAUGCAAGCCAAGUUGCCGAGUUUGUUCGCGAAGGCUUGCUUUGUGGAUCAUUUUUUCUUCUCGCGCAGCUAUGCAUUGGUGUGCUUUGAGCUUGCUUCCCACCCGCAUUCUCGGAACACUGGUACCGGUACUGUAUGGGACGCGACCGAUCUCUCCUUGAUGCGUCCGUGCACUCAACUUGAGCGAACCAUACCGUAGACCAAUCCCAGGCUCGUCCAACCGUGAUGAUCAUGUAAUUUGGUGUUUGGCAUGGCCCCCAGAGGGAAACGGCGAAGAUGUGGUUAAAGUGGCAGUGACGGAUUCAAUUCCAACUAACUAACUAAAUGAGGAUCCGCCUUUGAAGGGCGACCAUUCAAACGAAGAAGACGACAAUCGUUGCGUCCACCGGAGCUUUGCCAAAUUCAACUCUAGCUAGAGCAACGAUUUGUAAGGAUGCUUGGUCUGGUCGAUUCGCGAAUCCAAUCAUUCAAAUAGUACUCAUAGACGUCAAUAGUACCGUAGCCAGCAAGGGACCGUGAGACCCAAUCGACCGGACGCACUACCGGUCCGUACAUGCUUGGCCGUCACUGGUCCGUGGGGUGGCGAAUACCAGUAUGCGCUUAUUUGAUGCCACCGAGGGCCGUUGGCGCUGAAGUGAAACUCCGAGAUGUUUUUCGCCGAGACACCUUCGACUUCCCUCCGAAGGAACCUAUGUACCGACAGAGUUCCUGGAGGUUUGGGGCUUGUUGAGGCAAAGAUGUUUGCUCAAUGGUCGUAAAUAAAUAAAUACUAAAUAGAUACGUUAAGAGCGAGGGGGCGAGGCUAGGCAAAGCAGUGGCUGCGGUGGUGG
Molecule: messenger RNA, 1566 nt
Organism: Seminavis robusta
Lineage: Eukaryota; Bacillariophyta; Bacillariophyceae; Naviculales; Naviculaceae
Source: the annotation of a GenBank genome assembly